CGCAAAUGGAUCAGACCUGACGCGCUGAUAAUCCGCCCUGCCGAAAAAGAGAAGUAUUCCGAGAUAUUGCGCCGCAUAAAGCGUGAUGUCCCAGCAGACCAGGUUCGAAAUACCGUCGAGAAGGACCAUCACAGGAAUUCUUCAAGACGAUGCUAAGGUAGUCUGUAAAGGUCCACAGGAGACCAUUGAGAUUCGAGACAUCGACGAAGAAACGACGAAGGAAGAGAUCCAGGCCGCCCUGAAAGAGGAAGUUGGAAAAGAUCAUGAGAUACCUCUAGAAGGAAUAAAAAUCCGUAAGGCUUUCAGAGGUACGCAGACGGCUGCAGUCACUUUACUUAUGACCAUCGCGCGAAAAUUAGUGGAAGGAACCGGCAAGAUCCAUGUCGGGUGGGUUAACUGCCGAAUCAAAGCGACGACGAGACCUAUCCAAUGCUUUAAAUGCUGGCACUUUGGACAUGUUGGGCCCCAAUGUAAAAGCCAAGUAGACCGAUCUAAACUCUGCAUCAGAUGUGAACAAGAAGGGCACCGUAUCGCGGACUGUAAAAAUUCUGCCAAGUGUGCAAUAUGUGCUGACCAGCAAGGAGCAAAGGACGUGGCUCACCAUGUCGGCACCUACAGAUGCCCGGUAUAUCAGGAGGCGCUCCAGAAGUUGACGAACAAAUAA
Messenger RNA from Cotesia glomerata, 664 nucleotides. RefSeq lists its product as uncharacterized. Bases 86 to 664 code for a protein of 192 amino acids. The transcript is spliced from 2 exons. Lineage: Eukaryota; Metazoa; Arthropoda; Insecta; Hymenoptera; Braconidae. The record is from RefSeq and is a predicted model, not a curated record. Gene Ontology annotation, molecular function: zinc ion binding; nucleic acid binding.